Lepus europaeus (European hare) is the source of this 5049-nucleotide messenger RNA. It is a transcript of the gene FANCE, whose product is annotated as FA complementation group E. The transcript is spliced from 10 exons. The coding region runs from base 3286 to 4614 and encodes 442 amino acids. Gene Ontology annotation, biological process: interstrand cross-link repair. NCBI's taxonomy places the organism in Eukaryota, Metazoa, Chordata, Mammalia, Lagomorpha, Leporidae. Gene Ontology annotation, cellular component: Fanconi anaemia nuclear complex. The record is from RefSeq and is a predicted model, not a curated record.
GGGCGGAUGGUUCGGCGCGGCCAGCAGGUGCGCGCGGCGGCCCCGGGUGACAGAGGACGCACGCCCUCCGCGGGCGGAAGCGUGGGGUGUUAAGGCGGGGUCGAGCGAUUUGAUCGCAUGCUUUCAGCUAGAAAAAACUCGAGCAUCUACCUCCCGUGUAGGUAUGCUUAUGUAUAAAAGGUACACGUGUGUUAACAUAUGCACAUCAUAGGGGCUGGCGCUGUGACGCAGCGGGUUAAAGCCCUGGCCUGAAGCGCAGGCAUCCCAUAUGGGUGCCGGUUCUGGUCCCGACUGCUCCACUUCCAAUCCAGCUCCCUGCUAUGGCCUGGGAAAGCAGUAGAGGAUGGCCCAAGUCCUUGGGCCCCUGCACCCGCUUGGGAGACCCGGAAGAAGCUCCUGGCUCCUGGCUUUGAAUCAGCCCAGCUUCGGUCAUUGUGGCGUGAACCAGCGGAUGGAAGACCUCUGUGGCUCCGUCUUUCAAAUAAAUGGAAUAAAUCUUUAUAAAAAAAAAAAAGUACAUCAUAGAAUGCACAAAAAUGGUUACAACAUUUAAAAGAUGGGAUAAACGGCUAAGCCUGCUGGCUUCAUCCAGUUCCUUUUUGAAACAUAAUAACUUAAGGCAAGAGCACUUUUUUUAUUUUUAAGAUUCAUUAUGUUACUUGAAAGGUAGAAAGAGAGCCAGCAGGAAAGACAGAGGUCUUCCGUCCACUGGCUCACUCCCCAGAUGGCCGCAGUGGCAAAGCCAGGAGCUUCAUCUGGUCUCCCACCUGCGUGUUGGGGCCCAGGUCCUUGGGCCAUCUUCUGCUGUUUUCCCAGGCACAUUAGCAGGGAGCUGAUUGGAAGUGGCACAGCCAGGAGCAGCCAGGCCUGGAAUCCACAGCCAUAUGGGAUGCAGUGGUCCCAGACGGGGGCUUAGCCUUUUCUGCCACAGCAAUGACACGACACGUCAGUUUCCUUAAUACUCACAGGAUUGUUGACUGUGAGUCUGUAUGUCAGCGUUCUGGAUGACUUUGAGUUUAUUUGUUUGUUUUUAAAGAUUUACUUAUUUCUUUGAGAGACAGUUACAGAGAGAGAGGGAGAAACAGAGAGAGAGAUCUUCCAUCUGCUGGUUCACUCCCCAGAUGGCCACAACCACCAGGGUGAGCCAGGUGGAAGCCAGGAGCUUCAUCCGGUCUCCCACACGGAUAGCAGGGGCCCAAAUUCUCGGGCCAUCUGCACUGCUUUUUGAGUUUGGUGUUUUAAAUACCUCUGCGGGCAGACAGCUUCUGCCAGGAGCAGAGGUGCUGUUGGGUUGUGCUCCCACUACUAGCGUUGUCUGCAGUUUCUUGGCAGGCUCCUUUGAAGCGACACGUCGACUUCAUUAGAACAGAUGACAGGGCAUCCAUACAUGCCCCUGACUAGCAUAGUUGACCGAAAUACACAGAAAGUGGCCAAGGAGCGAGGGAGGUGCACCUGCAGCCCCUCGAGGUGCAGGCCGUCCUGCUCUUUUUGGAUACCCCUCCCCAAGCACUGAGCUGGAGACUGGUGUAGGAAGUCCAGUCUGUAUGGGAAACAUUAGUAAUGCUUAAUUUCUCAGGUUUUAGACAAAUAAGUGGAAGUAGACGUUCUGUUAUGUUCUUCACAUACUGUAUUUUGAAUUUCUUUCUUUCAGCGGAUGGGUCAGGAGGACGUGUCCAAAUCCCCAACUUGAAGGCUUUUGAAAUUUUUGUUCAGGGGGCUGGCUUUGUGGAGCAGUGGUUUAAGCCACCACCUGCAAUGCCAGCGUACCAUAUGAGUGCCAGUUUGAGUCCCAGUUGCUCCACUUCCCAUCCAGCUCCCUGCUAAUGUGCCUUGGAAAGCAGUGAAAGUCCUUGAGCCCCUGCGACUCAUGUGGGAGACCAGGAUGAUGCUCCUGGUGCCUGGCUUCCACCUGGCUCAGCCCUGACUGUUGGGGCCAUUUGAGGAGUGAACCAGUGGACCAAAGAUCUCUCUCCCUCUCUCUCUGUAACUCUUUCAAAUAAAUAAGUCUUUUAAAAAAAUGUUUAUCCAGUUGUCUGCUUUAUCUGGAUAGAGUAAGGGUAAGGUGGGUUGCUUAAACUGGGGCCCUUGAAUAGAACAUGGACUUCCUUUGUAAUCCGAGGUAUUUGAUGUAAUUCACUUUAACACUCUUGCUGUGAUAAAGGGUGUGGGGCCCUAAAACGGUUAAGAACCCUUGUUGCAAGCUGGGUCUUCCCUUUCAGCCACCAAAUACCUUCCCAUCUCCCUCACAUAGUAUCUGUUUUGCAUAAAGAAGUAGAGUUUGUGUGUUUCUCUCACAUCCCAAGUGCCUCUGGGUGAUGCACCGUCACGUUGGCAGGAGCUGAGGCAUGGUGGAUGGUGGGCUUGAUGGCGCCAUGACACUGCCACACGGAACCUCAGGUCACACGGGCUCUGGGUUCUUGUUAGCAAAAUUCCGGACGGCCAUGUGUUGCAAGGUGCGCCUCUACAGCACUAGGAAGUAGUGCUGAGUAGAGAAUGCUGGGUGCUUGUAGGAGGGAGUCUUCAUUCUCUUCUUACUUCUGAGGCUCCGAAACAGCCUCUGUCCCCUCUGCCUCCCCCUUGGCUGCUGGGACUACCGCUGGGAAGCCUGAAGUGACAAUGAAGGUUAUGAUCUGAUCGCCUGUUUCCAGCUCCACUUCCUCUGUGAGGCUUGCUCACAGGGAGUUAGUUCAUCCACUGAGUGUGUGCCCUGGGCCUUUGCUGGGCUGGUGCUCUGCUGAGUACUGGGACACAGAGGAAGGAGACACUGCCUCUGCCUUCCGGGAGCCCAUGGUUCGGUGAAAGGAUCCUCAGAGCUGAACAGAUGAAGAACCCUGAGAAUUCUGGGGCGGUGAUUGCUAAGGGGCGGUCCCAGGGCCACCCACUAAACAUUACUACUCAGUAUCCUAGGGUAUUAUUUUUACCUAAAAUCUGGAAAUGACUUUUACAUAAAAGAACUUGAAAAGGAGCCAGCGUUGUGGUGUACAGUGCUGGCAUCCCAUAUGGGCGCCGGUUCAAGUCCCGGCUGCUCCACUUCGAUCCAGCUCUCUGCUGUGGCCUGGGAAAGCAGUAGAAGAUGGCCCGAGUCCUUGGGCCCCUGCACCCCUGUGCGAGACCUGGAAGAAGCUUCUGGCUCCUGGCUUCAGAUUGGUGCAGCUCCAGCCAUUGCAACCAACUGGGGAGUGAACCAAUGGAUGGAAGACCUCUCUCUCUGCCUCUGCCUCUGCGACUCUGCCUUUCAAGAAACCGCUGUUGCUACGAUUGCCUCAGUUAUGCCAGAAGAACCUGAUGACCCUGCUGAUGGCUGUCCGGCCGUCGCUGCCCGAAAGCGGGCUCCUCUCUGUGCUGCAGAUUGCCCGGCAGGACUGCGUCUCGGACCCUGACGCCUGGCUCCAGGCCCUGGGAGAACUGCUGCGAAGGGAUGUGGGGGUCGAGGCCUCUGGCCAGGGACCCUCCCCACUGUCUGACAGUUGCCAGAAACAGCUCCAAGGCCUGUGUGGGCGGCUGGGGCACGGGGGCAGGAGGUUGAAAUUUCCCCAGGCACCAGACCCCAAGGAGGAAGAAGAGGAAGAGGACAGGGACUCCCAGCAGCGUGGGAAACGCAGGAAGGAGCCCGAGGAAGAGCCUGCCGCUUCUGAUGGGGAGAGGGCCCCCAAAAGGUUGCGGUACUCAGAAAGGGAAGAAGAGGAGGAGGAGGAGGGGGGAUCUGAGCACGAGUCACUGGAAUCCUUGGCAGGUGGAGGAGUCGUGGUGCCGGUUGAGAGCCACUCUGGUGUGGGAGCUGAGAGCGGUGAGGCUAGCCGGAGCCCGGAAGACGUGCGGGGCCCUGCUGAGAGUUUGGAGUUGCCCAAAGCUGUCCAGGACCAGGUUCCCAGGCUGCAGCAGCUGCUGAAGACUUCUGGGAAGGGAUUGGAGGGGUUCGAGGACGCCCCCCCAAUAGAGUUGCAGCUACUCCACGAAUGUAGUCCUGACCAGGUGGACCUGCUGUGUGCCCAGCUGCAGCUCCCCCAGCUCUCCGACACGGGCGUCCUGCAGCUCUGCACCUGGCUGCUGGCCCUCUCCCCAGAUCUUAGCCUCAGCAAUGCGACUGUGCUGACCAGGAGCCUCUUUCUUGGACGGAUCCUCUCCCUGACCUCCUCAGCCUCCCGCCUGCUCACGGCUGCCCUGACCGCCUUCUGUGCCAAGUAUACCUACCCGUUCUGCAGAGCCCUCCUCGGCCCCGUGCUCCAGGCCUCAGGCACAGGUGUAGCUCAAACAGAGUUGCUGUGUUGCCUUGUGAAGGACAAGUCCCUGGAGCCAGCCACACGGGUUCUAAUGCUAGAGCAAAUCUUGGAUCUGCCCUGGAAGGAGGAGACUUUCUUGGUGUUGCAGUCACUCUUGGAGCAACAGGUGGCGAUGACCCCCGAAAAGUUCAGCGUUCUGAUGGAGAAGCUCUGUAAAGAGGGGCUGGCGGCCCCCGCCUCCAUGGCCUGCGCCAAACUCAUGCUGACGGUGAUGACCAAGUACCAGGCCAGCAUCACAGAGACCCAGAAGCUGGGCCUGGCCACGGCCCUGGAAUCCAACACCACCUUCCUGAGGAAGUCCCUGCAGGCUGCCCUGCGACAUCUGGCCUCCUGACCGCCCACCAGGGGACCCCUGGCCUGGAGCCCCUCACCUGACUCCUGCAGGACGUGGCUGCGCUGACCCCUAGCCUCGGAAGAAGGCUGAGCCAGGCCUUCCCGGGGACCAGCUGCCUCCCUGCUCCAGGCUGCAGAGGCUGCCGGGAGAGCAGGGCCCUCCUCCUGGGCUGGAGCCGGAUGAGCACUGUUUGCAAGGGCUGCUGGCCCCGGGCUCGCUUCUCAUCACUUCUCGCUGUGGGCACAGAGACUGGGCCGCCGGCUUAGGUCAGCCCAUUCAGGCCCAGGGUGGGCACAAGGCGCUCCAGGAGAUAGCGUCCUGUGUGACAGCACACGUCUCCUGCUCAGGUGUAUGUCUGACCAUCAAUGUUUCAUGUGACUUGAUAAUAGUUUACCGAUGGUAUUUAAUAAAAAGGAUGGUAUUUAAUAAAAUGUC